Messenger RNA from Cokeromyces recurvatus, 803 nucleotides. RefSeq lists its product as uncharacterized. The record is from RefSeq and is a predicted model, not a curated record. The transcript is spliced from 2 exons. Lineage: Eukaryota; Fungi; Mucoromycota; Mucoromycetes; Mucorales; Mucoraceae. Bases 110 to 439 code for a protein of 109 amino acids.
GCAGGAAGGGCUUAUCACUGAAAAGAAAGAAACAAAGAUCAAUGCGCAACAAGCACAAAGGCUUGAUGAUGGAGGCGAACAAGCAGAAAGAAACAAUAUAAAUAAUCCUAUGUCAAGUUCAAGCCCCUCUUCUUCAUCUAAAAAAAAUCAUAAGCACUUGGAGAAGAAGGAAAAGUGUGGAAAGGUUUUGCUCUUGAAUGUAAAUGAGUUUAGAACUUUGAGUCUUUGUCACUCUUGCUUAUCUCGAAAUUUAAGGCAUUCUAAAAGCGAAGAUAUUACCUGUAUUCAUCAUAUACUGAUUUGCAAUGACUGUGGUAUACUUUGGAAUGCGAAUAUGAUGGCUUAUAGAAAAAAACAUGUUUCUCAUUUCAACAGAGAUAUAGGCUGGCCAGGGAUGACCCGUUAUGUUUUUUUUUUAAAAAAACAUGUAUAUAGAUAAUAAAAUAAAAGCGCCGAAAUGAACAAGGCUGGCUUUUCUUUAGAGGAGAGACUUAAAGAUUUAUGCAGAUAAUAUAAUAAAGCAAAUAUCAGCCUAUAAAUUUAUUUAUUUUUCUAAUUUGGUAUAUAUUACUUAUUCGUGUCGUUUUCUCCUCAUCCCAACUUUUGUAAGAAAAUUCACUAUAGCUUUGCAGGCUUCUUGUUGUAAUAUUCUUAAACGAUUAUUUGAAAUAUGUCGUAGUCCAUUUAGUAAAUACCUGGAGGAAAGCACAAAAGCGAAUUCUUUUUAUUGUCAAAGCAAAUUAAUUUAAUAACAGAAAAUCACAGACAAAUUUAAAAAUUUUAGGGAAGCGACCUGAAAAUUG